Messenger RNA from Rubroshorea leprosula, 775 nucleotides. The record is from the annotation of a GenBank genome assembly. Lineage: Eukaryota; Viridiplantae; Streptophyta; Magnoliopsida; Malvales; Dipterocarpaceae.
CUUCCCCCUUUCUUACCCAACAAAUUCUUCCUAUCUCUCCCUCACGAUCCCAACACAAAAACCACCUUUUUCUGCAACCAGUCAUGGCGAAAGGAAGCAACAAACUCACGAAGCUCAAGUCGGUUCUGAAGAAGCUGAACUCCUUCAACAACAAGCAUAGCCGGUCCGUGGCGAGCUCCGCGGUUGCUGCGGCGGUCGACGAUUCCUCCGCCAACCUCCACCCUGUCUACGUCGGGAAAUCGCGGCGACGGUACCUCAUCAGCUCCGACAUUAUCGACAACCCGCUCUUCCGCGAGCUCGCGGAGAGGUCCGGUGACAACGACACCAUCAACGUCUCCUGCGAGGUCGUCCUGUUCGAGCACUUGCUGUGGAUGCUCGAAAACGCCGAUCUGCAGCCGGAGUCCAUGGAGGAGCUCGUCGAGUUCUACGCCUGUUAACACGAUCGAAUCGAGGUUCCUCUUCCAUAUGCGGAAAAUAACAAUGGAAGUGUGAGUGUUUCUGUGCGGUCACUUACAUUCAUCUAAAUUUGUACAUUAUGUAAUCAUAAUAAUGAUUCGUCGGGGUAGAUAGCAUAGGCGGAGAGACGGCGGCACGAUGCCGAUGAUCAGAAAUUGAUCAGGAGAGAGUUAAUUUAAACGGUGAGGACUAACCGAAUUCACACCGGCUAAUCUCUAGGGCCUGGUGGAAAGGUUUAUGUUCAUCACUGCCGUAUCAUGUUGUCCUUAAUUAAUUGUCCAUUUUUCUCAUAAUUAUUUAUGUAUAAUUUUCAAUUCUA